Molecule: messenger RNA, 1616 nt
Organism: Hylaeus volcanicus
Lineage: Eukaryota; Metazoa; Arthropoda; Insecta; Hymenoptera; Colletidae
Product: pepsin A-like
Exons: 16
Coding region: 115-1359 (414 amino acids)
Biological process (GO): proteolysis
Molecular function (GO): aspartic-type endopeptidase activity
Source: RefSeq, a predicted model, not a curated record
UAACUCCCGCUUUUACAAAACAUAUAAUUAGAUUCUUUAAUUUAAAAAAUUUUCUGUUUAACGACACUGCUACUUAAGUAUUUGACAAAAUACUUAAGUAGCAGUCAAUUUUUUAUGAUAACCCUGUGGUAUCUAUUCAUUUGCUCUUUUCAUUUUUCUACUUAUGUGUAUGCAUAUAGAAAAAUACGUCAACAUGAAUUUUCAAAGUCGGUACUCAAAAGUAAAAGUCUCAAGCGGUUCCAAACGAUUGAUAUACAGUUGACCUAUACAGCUGAGCAGUAUUUAGGGUACAUUGGAGUUGGAUCUUCCCAACAAAUCUUCAAAGUUUUAUUUGAUACUGGAAGCGUUUACACAUGGGUUCCUAGUACCCUUUGUGAAAGUCCUGGGUGUUUACAGCAUUUGAGAUUUCACGCGAAAACCCCCAAACAUUAUCCGUUAUCUUCAAGAACAACGCGUUUAACUUUUGGAUCUGGAGCUCUGGAUUUCAUUAAAACGCGCGACAAAUUAUGUUUUAUAGAAUCUAUUUGUUUAAAAAAUCAAACUUUUGGCCUUGUGACACACGAAUACGACAAAAUUUUUUCUUAUGUUGCUUUUGAUGGUAUUGUCGGUUUGGCUCAGCCUGGUUUAGCUUCAGAUAGCUCGGAAUCCAUUAUCAAAUCUCUUUUACAGUUCUUUUCAAGAAAACCCAUUAUGACGAAGGAUAUGAAUGAAAAUACUGUUACCGAUAACGUUACACUCAACUAUUAUCAGAAUUCAAACAUUUAUAUACAUUUUCAUUUCUUGUCUCUGAGCAAACCUACACUUUCUUUUAUACCAGUAAAUGAACUGGUGGAUUCUUAUUUUCGUAAAAUUUUUUGGAUUGGUGUAAAUUCUAAUAAACACUGGAUUGUCCCAUUACAGGAUAUUCUAGUAGAUGGAGUCUCUUUAACUACCUGCCAACUGUACAAUGGUGAAGCAUGUCAGGUUAUAUUUGAUACGGGAACCACAGAUAUAUUAGGGUUUCAGGAUGACGUUCGAUUACUUCGUGAUGUCGUGGGAUUAAACAAGCCUUGUACAACCUGGGAUGAGUUAAAACCAAUUACCUUUCGAUUCUUAACGCAAGACGAAUUUAGUCAACCUAAAGAAUUAGACAUAACUAUAACACCACAACAACUCCUUAGCCACGAUCCUAACCCAGUUCUAUCAACUUUGGAUUGCAACAAAGGAAUUUCAGCAGGUUCAAUGUUUCAAAACAUGGACAAUGUUGAAGUAACUUCAGGUUCUGCUCCAGUACAUUGGAUCCUUGGUACUUCUUUUCUUAAAAAUAUAGACUUUAUUCUUGAUCCAUCAAAACGUCGAAUUGGUAUUAUUCCUUACUAGAAUGCAAUUCAAAAAAAAAUAUAUCCGCAUUAUACUUGUUAUACGUUUUUCAAAUUCAAUAAAACUUAAGCCUUUUAUUUGAAGAACGUCAAUGAGUCUAUUAUACGACAAAUUUGGAGACAGAUUUUUCAAAGUACUGGGGUGAAAAUUCACUAACCUAAAAAAAAAAACUUAUAGAUUAUUUUUUUUGUCCACUACGAAGUGAAUAAGAUAUAUUAUGUUUUCAAUUAUCAUGUGGGGAAAUUCUGUCCUAAUUU